GAGAGGAGGGAGGGAUCGCCCCCAUAGCGCGCAGCAUGAACGCUCCGCGGCAAAAGGAUGUGUGAACAAGCAGCGCGCUACUGCAGGGACGGUGUCCACAAACUGCUCCACAAAGAACAAGCCAAACUCCGGGCACAGGACAGCAAAGACCAGCCCAAACCCGGGGCUCAGGACAGCGAGAUAGCGACGGCUGCACAGUCCGGAAACAGCGGUUCUCAGCCCGGUGGAAUAGACGGGCUCGUCCGCUGGAUAGUCACCAAGAUGAGCGACAAUAAAAGCAUCUCUACUCGGGAAUAUGUGAAGGAGGAGGCGGCGGUGGCUCAGGAGCAGUUCUUUGCACCGGAGCCCCGAAAGGGCAUCUCUGUCAUUUUGGACAUUUUCCGGAGAGCUGAUAAGGAUGAUGAUGGAAAGCUCUCCCUUGAUGAGUUCCAGGCUUUCUUCUCUGAUGGGACUCUGAAUGAAGAGGAGCUGGAAAAACUGUUUCACACCAUUGACUCUGAUAACACCAGUAAUGUCGACACCAAGGAACUAUGUGACUACUUUGCCAACCACAUGGGAGACUAUGAAGGUGUGCUGGCCUCCCUAGAGACACUCAACCUGGCGAUUCUCAAAGCCAUGGACUUCACUAAGAAGGUAUAUGAACGUGGAACUAAUGUUGAGCAGUUUGUGACCCGCUUCCUGUUGAAGGAAUCAGCCAAUCAGAUCCAGUCUCUGCUGAACUCUGUAGAGAGUGCUGUGGAUGCCAUUGAUGAGCAGCAUUCAUCAGUGGGAUCCUACCCCAGUAAGACCAGCCCACGUGUCCCAGAUAGGCGCUAUGAGGCCCCCGUGCCAGAUUAUCCUCCCAACAACAGAGUCAGUGCAAAGGAGAGCAUGAGGAACAUCAACACAGGUGCAGGAGCUGUUGAGGUGAGAAAAGAAGGACUUGAGGCGCAGAUCAACCGACUGGCUGAGCUGAUUGGACGUCUGGAGAACAAGACAGUUUGGUUUGACCUACAUCAGCGACUAACAGACACUGAUGGCACAACUAGCGCAUCCCUCUACCUGAUCCGCCAGGAGAUGAACGUUUCCCAGAAGCACCUGGGAGAGUUCUGCGAGGCCCUGAAACAAUACCUGAAGAACGUGUCUGCUCAGAGAGACUGUUUCCAUGUGACAGCUGUGCGGCUGCCUGACGGCCUUUCCUUUGUGGUGUAUGAGUUCUGGGAUGGAGAGGAGGAAUGGAAGAGGCAUCUUCAGACUGCAGCUUGCAAGGCCUUCCAGCAUGUGAAAGUGGAUACUCUAUGCCAGCCCGAGGCUGUGUCCUCUGUUGCUGUGCCUGCCGCCUGGUGCAGCCUGAACAGAGACUGAGAAGCGAGCCAGUCUGCGGGUGGAACGAUCCCGCCUUAUGCCUGAAACCCUUCUCUUCUCCUCCUCUUCCUCAACUCCCCUCUCUCUAUCCCUGUCACAGUCCCUGCUAUCUUAACUACCCCCCUUUCUCUCAGCGCUCUCCCCACUCUGUCUCCUUCUCUUUUGUAAUUACUUGUUUACACAGUAUCCAUUUGAUAUUGAGCCAAAAGUAGUGUCGGCUACAGAGAAAGCCGGACACAGUACCAAUUCCCACUUCACCUCCAUUGCAACGUACAGUGACAACAUUAAAACUCCCCAAAGCAUUUGGGAACCUCACCUGGUUGAUUCGCAUUUGCAUUUGAAAUAUCAACUUGCAUAAACAGUCUCUUCUAACUAAAUGAGGCUGAUUAAUAUUUCAUCCCAAUUCAAACAUGCAUCCGCUGCUUUGCAAACAGUUCCCUAUGGUACAACUUCUGAGAAGACAAAAACUGUGCAGCAAAGUAUUUCUACAGCUGUCCAUGGACAAUAGCAUUUCUUGUAAAGGUCAUUUGAUACUAGUUAUAGGUUGGUGUUAUAAAUACUUUGAACUGUAUCUUCAUGAGCCAUGUAGAGCAGUGGUUUUCUAAUCUGGUCCUAGAGGACCCACAACUCUGCACAUUUUGUGUGUCUCCUAAUUAACACCUGAUUCAGAUCAUUAGCUUGUUAGGGAAAGAGCUCCAACAAAAUGUGUGAGUUGUGGGUCCCCAGGACCAGGAUUGAAAACCACUGAUGUAGAGAGACUGGUACUUUUGUCAAACCAUGAGCAUGACACAUAUUGACACACCAAAUAAACAUCUGGUCCAAAAGCACAAUGUACCUGAACUAUAGAUGAAAUGCUUAUGUAAAUGAGAUUUGCUGAUAGAGACUAGAGAAUAUACUUAGUAAUAACAGAAUUAUCUUGAAAUUUUAUGUUGACCAUUUUUGACCGAUAAUAUACGGAUCUAGGAAGAGUGCAUAGAUUUCAAGAGUGGCGCUGACUUAAUAUUCCAUCAGUUUUAUUGCAUCUAUAUAAUUAAACAUUUGGCAUCAAAUCAUUUCAUUUCUCAGGACAAGCCAAAAUUUAGUAGAGUAUUUUUCAAAGUUGGUCAUACUUUCACAUCUCACAUUUGUUGAUCAGUAAAUCUAAGACUGUUGUAUUUGUGUGAAUUUCUGGUUGGCUCAAAUGUUAACAACUCAAUACCAGGCGAAACCAACACGGCCCAAACUGCAGCGUUCCUUUCCCACCAAUCCUGCCUUCUGUUUGGUUUGUUUAUCCCUCACAGUGAGUGCAUGUUACAAAUGAAUGUCCAGUAAAUUAUUUGCCGUAGAAUUUAGCUAUGCUACUUUAAAUGGAUUUUGUGCAUUUCUUAUUUUCUUUUAUAUUACUCCAGUAACGGAACAAAAAGAAACAAAACUAUAUAUUAAAUGAAUAAAACUUACUAUAUGAGCAGUCACUUUUAAUGGCAUUGUUUGAUGAAAUACUACUUCUUAUACCCAUGUAUGUUUCCGUAUACUGGCUUUCUCUCUUAUAAGUGAGUGUAGAGAUUUAUUGCAGGGAUGCAAAGUAUUAUAUUCGUCUUAAAUUUGUUAAAAUUCUAGAUUAUGUAGAGUGCUGCUAUUCAAUAAAGUACUGAAAAAGGA
Molecule: messenger RNA, 2982 nt
Organism: Ctenopharyngodon idella (grass carp)
Lineage: Eukaryota; Metazoa; Chordata; Actinopteri; Cypriniformes; Xenocyprididae
Gene: necab2
Product: N-terminal EF-hand calcium binding protein 2
Exons: 13
Coding region: 58-1344 (428 amino acids)
Biological process (GO): regulation of amyloid precursor protein biosynthetic process
Cellular component (GO): cytoplasm
Molecular function (GO): calcium ion binding
Source: RefSeq, a predicted model, not a curated record